GCAAGCUACAGUAGGUGUCGCUGUCAGAGCUUGUCGUCCGCGAAAUUUGAAAGACAUUUUUUUCGCUUGCCUCCGAGAAGGUUAACAAUGAAGCUGAUCGAGCACUACGAGGUGCUGAUCGAGCGUCCCACCUCCGAAGUAUCCUUCGCCUGGAAAGCGUGUAUGAUAUUCACGCUUUUUGUUAGUUCGGCAUCGAGUUACACCUGUGCAAUCGCAUUUUACAACUUUUGGGCUCGACUUAGACCGCAAGUGAACCUGAGCUACGUCCUUGCGGUAUCUCACGAUCCCAACAGGCUUCGCGACAUCAUGAUCAUUUCUCAACAACACAGGCACUGCGCGUUUUUUCAGUACUGCUGCGUAGUGUCCUUUUUCUUGGCGUUGAUCACCAUGGUGAUGUUCACGAUGUGCGGUAGGGGCGGCUACGGGGCCGGCCUAUUCGCGGCUAGCUGGAGAAUCGUCAUACCCGCACUCGUCAUAUGCAUGACCAUGAUGAUCGCAACGAUGCACACGACCCACCACUUCACCUACGGAUUCCUGCACUUCAGCGACAGCCUGUAUCUGCUGGCGCAACGGAUCUUGAAAAAUGGGGACAACCCCUUCAAGUAUUACCGCGCUUGCGAGGCUUUUCGAGAGUUCACGAGGAUAUACAACAUCUACGAUUUUGAUUCUUGCGGGCUUUACUCGAUCGUCGAAUACACGUCUUGGAUAACCACGUGGGGCUGGGCAGCGAGUUUUUUCAUUUUAAGCUUGCGAGUGCUGACGUCCGCCGAUUUCAACUUGUUGAAAGUCAACGUUUACGCAAUACCCCCGGACAAGCGCAAGAGAGAUGCCAUCGUUGAGAAAGUUUAUCAAGCCAAUUCUACCGCCGCCAACGAGCAAAAACUACUGAAACACAAGUUAUUCGACGAGUACGUAAAAAGAGAAAAAGUACUUUAACGCAAAAACCUAUGUCAUAUAAUAAUUACUAC
Messenger RNA from Copidosoma floridanum, 968 nucleotides. RefSeq lists its product as uncharacterized. NCBI's taxonomy places the organism in Eukaryota, Metazoa, Arthropoda, Insecta, Hymenoptera, Encyrtidae. The record is from RefSeq and is a predicted model, not a curated record.